CAAACAAGCAGAGAGAGAGAGAGAGAGAGAGAGAGAGAGAGAGAGAGAGAGAGAGGGGUAGAGAUGGUUAACUACUGGAAGACGAAGGUCCUUCCAAAGAUCAAGAAGGUCUUUGACCGGAACGGCAAGAAGGCUGCUGCAGCUGAGGCAUGCAAGUCCUUCGAUGAAUCCAAGGAGGAGAUUACCAAGGAGUUGGAGGAGAAGAAGGCAGACCUCCAGCCCAAAGUCGUAGAGAUCUAUGAAGCCUCUGCUGUUGAGAUCAAGACUUUGGUGAAGCAGCCUACAGAGUCGGGACUGAAGAAGAAAUCAGCUGUUGUCAUCAAGUUCAUCGAGGAACUAGUGAAGAUCGAAUUCCCUGGCUCCAAGCCGGUAAGCGAGGCAGCAAGCAAGCAUGGCCCCGCCCUCGUCUCCGGUCCUGUUAUCUUCAUCUUCGAGAAGGUCUCCACCUUGCUCCCCGCCGAAGCCGAACCGGAACCGGAACCGGAACCGGAACUGGAACCGGCCGCCGCCGUCGAGACCACCAGCAAGGAGAUCACUCCCGAGGGCGCGGAGGAGACCAAGAAAGAGGAGGCCGAGAAGGCGGAGGAGGCCCCAGCUCCGCCUGCUCCUGCCGAAGAGGCAGUGACUCCGCCGGAGCCUGCGCCAGAGCCUGCCAAGGCUUGAAGACAGACAGGUUGCCAUAUGAUUCCACGGACCUGUACAGCUGCCGGCACCACCUGCUCUACGUUCACAUCAUUCGCUAUACUUCUUCCUUUUGUUGUACGUAAUCGUUGCUUUGUGAAGGGCUUGCAAGCUGUGCAUAGCAUUAUGAUCAAGCAAUUGCUGUGUGAUUUAUUGGCUUA
Molecule: messenger RNA, 842 nt
Organism: Musa acuminata AAA Group (dessert banana)
Lineage: Eukaryota; Viridiplantae; Streptophyta; Magnoliopsida; Zingiberales; Musaceae
Product: plasma membrane-associated cation-binding protein 1-like
Exons: 4
Coding region: 64-663 (199 amino acids)
Cellular component (GO): plasma membrane
Source: RefSeq, a predicted model, not a curated record